This is a messenger RNA of Rhododendron vialii, 2278 nucleotides long. Its product is annotated as nucleobase-ascorbate transporter 3. Gene Ontology annotation, cellular component: plasmodesma; plasma membrane. NCBI's taxonomy places the organism in Eukaryota, Viridiplantae, Streptophyta, Magnoliopsida, Ericales, Ericaceae. Gene Ontology annotation, molecular function: transmembrane transporter activity. The record is from RefSeq and is a predicted model, not a curated record. The coding region runs from base 361 to 2001 and encodes 546 amino acids. The transcript is spliced from 14 exons. Gene Ontology annotation, biological process: transmembrane transport.
UAAAGAAAAGGGGACCCUUUAGUAGUACUACUUCCUUCUCUCUCUCUCUAUCCUCUCUCUCUCUCUCUCUCUGUGUCAUCGUGGCAAAGCAUUCUUAAAUGUUCGGACACGUUCCUAUUAAUGAACAGAUCCCAAAUCAUAUUCCUAAAUUCACCAAUUAAUUUUAGAAUUGGUAAUAGUACUUCCCAAAGACAGAAAAACCCAAUUUCCAGAAUCUCCCCCAAGGCGGUGAUUCAUUGGGAACAGUGCUGAAGAUAAUAUCAACAAGAAGAAUCCACCCACCGCUUUGAAUAGAAGAACAGAGGGAAAAACAGAGAAGUAGGAAGUACAAAAACAGGGGGAAAUUAAGAGAGGGGAGUAAUGGUAGAGACCGGAAACCACCAGCACCAGCCGCCGCCGGUUGCUCCGCCGCCCAUGCAACAGCCACUUGGUGGCGCUAGGGGCCCUCUUUACGCUCCAUCUGAGCAACUCCUUCAGCUCCACUACUGCAUCCACUCUAACCCUUCUUGGCCAAGAGCCGUUUUAUUGGCUUUCCAACACUAUAUUGUGAUGCUUGGAACCACAGUUAUGAUCGCCACUUAUCUUGUUCCUCGCAUGGGUGGGACUAAUGGUGAUAAAGCCCGAGUGAUUCAAGCUUUGUUGUUUACAUCGGGAAUAAAUACUCUUUUUCAAACAUGGAUUGGGACAAGGCUUCCUACUGUGAUGGGCCCUUCAUUUUCUUAUGUCCUCCCCGUGUUGUCGAUUAUCAAAGAUUACUUCGAUAACAACAACUUCACUUCAGAGCAUGAGAGGUUCCUUCACACAAUAAGAACUAUUCAAGGAUCAUUGAUAGUCUCUUCUAUAAUCAAUAUCCUGAUUGGAUACGUAAAGGUUUGGGGGAAGUUUACAAGGCUCUUCAGUCCUAUUGUCAUUGUACCAGUGGUAUGUGUCGUGGGUCUUGGUCGGUUUGCAAUGGGCUUCCCGCAGCUUGCCAAUUGCGUGGAGAUUGGUCUGCCGAUGCUUAUAUUACUUGUGGCCUGCCAGUAUUUGAAGCACGUUCAUCCUAUUGCUCAUGCAGUACUUGAGAAGUUUGCUUUGCUUAUCUGCAUUGGUUUAGUUUGGGCAUAUGCUGCCGUUCUCACUGUAGCCGGUUCUUACAACAAUGCCAAAACUAAUACUCAGCAGAGUUGUCGCGUAGACCGUUCGUAUCUUUUGGAAUCUGCUCCAUGGAUCAAAAUCCCGUAUCCUUUCCAGUGGGGUACUCCAAUAUUCAGAGCAAGUCAUGUCUUUGGGAUGUUUGGUGCUGCACUUGUUUCAACUGCAGAGUCCACGGGAACGUUCUAUGCUACAGCACGGCUUGCAGGUGCUACAUUUCCUCCAAUUCAUGUGAUUAACAGAGGCAUUGGUCUACAGGGUAUUGGGCAGCUGUUUGAUGGGUUAUUCGGUGCUGUAGUUGGUACCACUGCUUCAGUUGAAAAUGUUGGCCUUCUCGGACUGACUCACGUUGGGAGCAGAAGAGUGGUGCAGAUAUCAACCGCUUUCAUGAUCUUUUUCUCCAUAUUCGGAAAAUUUGGAGCCUUUUUUGCAAUGAUACCUUUGCCAAUAUUUGCUGCCAUGUACUGUGUCCUAUGGGGCAUUGUUGCUGCUGUUGGGAUUUCGUUCAUUCAAUUUGCAAACACCAAUUCCUUGCGAAACAUUUACGUUUUGGGCAUUUCUCUGUUCCUUGGAAUAUCAAUACCGCAAUAUUUUACCAUGCACACUGAUGACGCCGGACAUGGACCUCUUAGAACAAGUGCUGGAUGGUUCAACGACAUAGUGAACACAUUAUUCUCCUCGCCUCCUGCCGUGGCGAUGAUUGUCGGAACGCUGCUGGAUAACACUCUCGAUGCACACAAAAACCGGAACGAGAGGGGGAUUCCAUGGUGGACUCCAUUCCAGAACAGGAAGGGAGAUAGCAGAAAUGAAGAGUUCUACAGUUACCCUAUUAGAAUGCAUGAGUGGAUCCCUAGUAGGUUUCUUUAGAACACUUUUGACACUUUUACAUGCCUGUACAGUACUUGUGUAAAAUUACCCAAGUGUGUUUUAUUUUAGAACACUUGACACUUUUACAUGCCUGUACAGUACUUGUGUAAAUUACCCCAAGUGUGUUUUAUUUGCUGAGAGGCGGAAUUCCAAGCGAGAUAUAAAGGGCUGUAGUUGUUCGUGUAUUUCGACUGUUUUGGAGCAGAUUGUGGAAUAGAUUGUCAAAAAUGCACCAUUGAACUGGAGAAUGCAAAAUUCAAAAACAUUCUGAUCGUAA